AUGGCUCUCCCGGAUAGCGUCGUACCGAAGCUUCGGCUUGACGGCUCUAAUCACUUUCAUUGGGAAAAGGCCUACAAGCUCUACGCCAAAUCACAAGGUUAUCAUGGCCUACUUGACGGCACAUGGGAGGAACCUGAGGUCAACAAAGGCGACACUCUGAUCACGCCUAGGACGAUCAACACUACAUACCCAGACCAAGCGUCACUGCUCCAGGCCCAGGAAGAGGUCAAAGAACACAACAAGGCCGUUGAGGAACAAUACGUUGAAGAGUGGAAGCAGCGUCGACGAUGGGAAGCCGCGUCAGCUGCCCUCGGCCUAGUGCUUCUCUCCACUGUCCCUCAGUCUCUCUAUGAGAGCAUCAGCGACUUGCCAGAUAUUGCUGAUCAGUUCAACACCAUCGUCGGUCGAUUCAGAGACCAGGGCGUCACAGAGUGCUCUAUUUGGGCUGAUUUCUUCAAACUGCGCGCUCAUGAGUGCAAUACCACCAUCACAUUCGUCGACAAGUUCAAGGCAGGACUUGCCAAGCUCACUCAGAUAAAGGACUGCAAGCUCUCUGACAGACAAGCCGUCUAU
Molecule: messenger RNA, 573 nt
Organism: Didymella exigua CBS 183.55
Lineage: Eukaryota; Fungi; Ascomycota; Dothideomycetes; Pleosporales; Didymellaceae
Exons: 1
Source: RefSeq, a predicted model, not a curated record